AUGGACACCUCUAAAAUUUUGCUGAUUGCAGUUGUUUUAACUGCAUGUUCAGUGAUCUUUCAAGUGAUUGGUCUAGCCUCACCGUACUGGAUUCAUGCUGAUGUUCCACCUAAUAAACUUUAUUCUGGUCUCUGGAAGGCUUGUCUGGAAGAAGAAGGACGUGACUCCAUUUGCAAAGAUCUAACAAAUACAACUGAUUGGCUAGAAGCUGUAAGGACUCUGAGUAUCUUAGGACUUCUGGCUCUAUUGGUUUCUUCAAUAGCUGCCGCUUUGAAACUAUUUAUUAUGAAAGAACAGAAACAAAUUCUUCUUGUUGCAAUUGCUGCUGCUUUUGCCGGAGCUAUCUUCAUUCUGAUUUCAAUAGCCGUCUAUGCAGCUAAAAUAAAUGAGAUAAAUACUGCAGAUAUCUUUAAGUUUCACUUUGCGUUCGCAUUUUGUAUCUUGGCAAUGUUAGAAGGGCUUGGAGGCGGCGCACUGAUGCUGAUAGAAAUGAUGAAAUGA
Messenger RNA from Saccostrea cuccullata (small rock oyster), 501 nucleotides. RefSeq names its product transmembrane protein 47-like. The coding region runs from base 1 to 501 and encodes 166 amino acids. Gene Ontology annotation, cellular component: plasma membrane. Lineage: Eukaryota; Metazoa; Mollusca; Bivalvia; Ostreida; Ostreidae. The record is from RefSeq and is a predicted model, not a curated record. The transcript is spliced from 3 exons.